AUGCCAGCCACGGGCGAUCGCCGUGAAAUUGUCGUUGUUGGCGGUGGCAUCAUUGGCUGCUGCACAGCGUAUUUCCUCACGAGGCAUCCUUCCUACGAUCCAGCACAUCACAAAGUAACGCUCCUCGAGGCCUCCGACAUUGCAGGCGGGGCAUCGGGUAAAGCGGGCGGACUUCUCGCGCAAUGGGCUUACCCGAGCAACAUCGUCGAUCUUAGCUUCACGCUUCACGCACAACUUGCAAAGGAGCAUGAUGGGAAGAACAAAUGGGGGUAUCGGGAGACCAAUUGCGGUCAGCUCGUUGUCAAGGGUCGCGCUAUGACUGAGAAGAGUCAGAAGAAAAAAGGCGAGUCCCUACAGAAGCGCAGUACGGCCGCAGUCUCCAAGCUCAAAUCGGCCAAGAUCCCAAAUGAUCUUGAUUGGAUUGAGCCAGACCUUCUGCGUGCCUAUGAGAGCAUGAGCGGGCCCGGAGAGACGGCUCAGGUGCACCCAUACCUAUUCACUACCUCCAUGGCAAAAUUGGCGGAAGAAAAGGGCGCAGAGAUUAUCCUGGGACAGGUCACCGAUAUUGCUCGUCCAGGCGACACUGUCGAGUCCGUUACUUAUACUGAUAAGACAUCUGGAGAGUCACGCACUAUCCCUGCCACCGAUGUGAUAGUCGCCGCUGGCCCAUGGACCCGUUCUGUCCUUCCAGAAGCCCCCAUUGCGGCAAUGCGUGCGCACAGCGUUGUUAUCGAACCGGCAAGGCCCGUCAGCGCAUAUGCUCUCUUUACAAACAUUGAGAUCCCAGCCAACUUUAACCCUGCAAAGAAAUCACGACCAACAGUGGCAGCACCAGAGAUCUACACUCGUCCCGACGACACCGUCUAUGCCUGUGGCGACGGAGACAAGACUGUACCAUUGCCGAAGGCAUCUGCAGAAGUCGAGGUAGACCCCGAGCGCUGCCAGGAGAUCAUUGAUCAAGUUGGUAGCAUCUCGGAUGCGCUGCGCGAUGGCAAGAUUCGGACAAGACAGGCUUGCUACUUGCCUAAUUGUGAAAAUGGCGGAGGUCCCUUGGUGGGCUUGACCCAUACCAAGGGUCUUUAUCUCGCUGCUGGUCAUACUUGCUGGGGUAUCCAGAAUGGCCCUGGUACUGGAAAGCUCAUGAGCGAAUUCGUGUUUGACGGAGAGGCCAAGAGUGCAAAGAUCGCGUCUUUGGAUCCUCGUAACCAGCUUUGA
This is a messenger RNA of Penicillium cataractarum, 1215 nucleotides long. Its product is annotated as NAD(P)/FAD-dependent oxidoreductase. The transcript is spliced from 2 exons. The coding region runs from base 1 to 1215 and encodes 404 amino acids. Gene Ontology annotation, molecular function: oxidoreductase activity. NCBI's taxonomy places the organism in Eukaryota, Fungi, Ascomycota, Eurotiomycetes, Eurotiales, Aspergillaceae. Gene Ontology annotation, cellular component: late endosome; cytoplasm. The record is from RefSeq and is a predicted model, not a curated record. Gene Ontology annotation, biological process: retrograde transport, endosome to Golgi.